Molecule: messenger RNA, 7204 nt
Organism: Ruditapes philippinarum (Manila clam)
Lineage: Eukaryota; Metazoa; Mollusca; Bivalvia; Venerida; Veneridae
Product: arf-GAP with GTPase, ANK repeat and PH domain-containing protein 1-like
Exons: 24
Coding region: 140-3010 (956 amino acids)
Cellular component (GO): nucleus
Molecular function (GO): protein binding; GTP binding; GTPase activator activity
Source: RefSeq, a predicted model, not a curated record
UAUACACAGUGCGCAUGCGCAAACUGUGAGCCAUUUUGGAAAUGAAAGGAAUCGGAAUCGCAGAUUUUUUGUCAACAUUGGCUAAUUUCUAUGACAAUUGACAUUAAAUUACAAACAAUGCUAACAGUUUCAUUUGACAAUGAAUCAACGGAGUCCAAUACAACCCUAUCUUAACAAUUCACUGGCUGUGCGCCAGGAAAUCCAACGAUUUGAAAGUGUUCAUCCCAGUAUUUACGCGAUUUAUGAUUUGAUAGAUGCUAUUCCCGACCCCCUGAUACAACAACAGAUAAGAGAACAUGUUGUUUGUAUUGAAGAUUCCUUUGUAAAUAGUCAAGAAUGGACCCUGAGUCGUUCUGUUCCAGAUCUCAAACUGGUAAGUUUCUUGCGAUCAGUUCCAGAACUCAAAUUGGGUAUAUUGGGAUCAGUGCAGAGUGGCAAGUCAGCAUUAGUUCACAGGUACUUGACGGGAUCCUACAUGCAGGAAGAGUCACCUGAAGGUGGGCGAUUUAAAAAAGAAGUGAUCAUAGAUGGACAGAGUUAUCUUCUCUUGAUACGUGAUGAAGGAGGGGCCCCUGAAAUGCAAUUUACUCAGUGGGUAGAUGCUGUGAUAUUUGUGUUCAGUUUGGAGAAUGAGAUCAGCUUUCAGUCCGUCUAUCAAUACUACCUGAAGAUGACACACUUCAGAAAUACUGCAGAAAUCCCCCUUAUACUUGUUGGUACUCAAGAUGCGAUCAGUGAGAGUAAUCCACGAGUGAUAGACGAUACACGUGCCCGUAAAUUAGCCAACGAUCUGAAGCGAUGUUCUUAUUAUGAAACCUGUGCUACUUAUGGUCUCAAUGUUGAAAGAGUCUUUCAAGAUGCUUGUUCUAGAAUAGUUCAGUUUCGUUACCCCAGUAUGCCUUCAGCUCUACCAAAUGUGCCAAGUACCCCAAAUCACUCACAACGUCCUUACUACAUGACCCAGACCUCGAAACCGUAUGAUACCCACAGCACUAGUAGCCAAUCAACAUCAAGCAGUGGUACCUUAGUCACCAGGAACGAUCCAAAUGUAAUAGCACAGGUACCGCCAACACCUAAAGACAUGGGAAAAGAGGAAAAAUCUCGAGAGAAAGACAAAUCGGAGAAGAAGAAAGAUAAACAUAAACAUAAAGAACAACCACCACCAGAGGAAGAGGACGACGUUGAUUACCCACACUCUACCCCUCUGUCAUCUCGUAAAAGUAAAAAACAGUCGACAGCGGUCCAGAAAUCUAAUUCGUUCAGUGGAGCUACCACCAUUCGACAGUUUACACAAUCACAGACUACCCCAGUUCUAAGUCGGAAAAACUCAAAGUUUUUAAAAUCUUCUUUCUUAAGUGACUCUAAACCGGACUCUAAGGAACUUCCUACGCCCACGAGUACGCCGACACAGAGUCGUAAAAACAGACGGCGGUCAAAUCUGUUCAAUCCAUAUAGAUACCAGUCCCAACCUAUCCAGCUUAGUGUCUUCACUCCAAGACCUAAGAAUAAAGACAAGGAUAAAGACAAAGAUAAAGGUCAAGCAGAAGAUGACAAGAAACAAGAGGGUGAGAAACUUGGGUGUGGUCGUGUCAUACCUAUAAAACAGGGCUAUCUUUACAAAAAGAGCCAUGGUUUGAACAAAGACUGGAAGAAGAAAUAUGUAACGUUGUUAGAUGAUGCAAGAUUAACUUAUCAUCCCAGUCUGCACGAUUAUAUGGAGGAUGUUCAUGCCAAGGAGAUUCCUCUAGGUCAUGUGACCGUCAAGGUCCCGGGUAUGCGACCUCGAGGGUCAAGGUCAACAAGUACAAACCAGGAUCCUACAAAUAAUGGCAACAUUGCAAUGGAAAUGAACAAUCUGUCAAUAGGAGGUAAGAACAAGGAGAAUGCUGUGGAUGAUAGAAUGAAUCUAGAUGAAGCAUUUGUAAUCUCUAACUCAGUAACACAAGGCAUGCCGAACGGAGAUUUUAAUAAAUUAGCUGUAAACAAUAAUGCAAACUUAAGCUCAAAAAUAGAAACUCCCAAUGUGAAGAAGAGACAUCGGCGGGCCAAAAGUGGCGGCCUCAAAGAUCCUAGUCAAGGUGACGAUUCAGACGGGUAUGAGUUCCACAUAGUAUCAUUGUUCAAUAAACAGUGGCAAUUCGAGGCCAGUAGUCUAGAUGAAAGAGAUGAAUGGGUAGCUGCAAUAGAACAACAAAUCCUUGCCAGUCUCCAAGGCAACGAGAGUAGUGGUAAAAAACAGUCCACUACGGAUCCUGCCGGAAUCCUCGCCAUCCGAAAUACUCGAGGCAAUAAUCAGUGUGCAGAUUGCGGGGCUCCGGCUCCCGAAUGGGCCAGUUUGAAUUUAGGAACUCUCAUAUGUAUAGAAUGCUCAGGUAUCCAUAGAAACUUAGGAACACAUUUAUCACGAGUCCGGUCUCUUGGUCUGGACGAGUGGCCGUUGGACCUUAUUCAUGUAAUGACAUCAAUAGGAAACACUGUUGCUAACUCUGUUUGGGAAUUUAAUCUGAAAGGUCGCACUAAACCAGCACCUAACGGAGCAAGAAAUGACAAAGAACAGUGGAUUAGAGCAAAAUAUGAUAGUAAAGAAUUUUUACCACCACCUCCCUAUGUAGAUAUACCAUUAAAUCAGCAAUUGAUAGAUGCUCUAGUACGGGAAGAUAUACGGAAUAUUGUCCUGAUUCUGGGACAUGCUAAUGCUGAAGAUAUUACUGCCCCGUAUAGCAAGGAUGAUGGAAGAACAGCCCUACAUAUUGCUGCUGCAUUAGGAAAUGUUGUCUUUGUCCAGUUAUUACUUUGGCAAAAUGCCAAUGUGAAGGUUGUGGACCAUGAAGGAAGAAAUGCAUUAUGGUAUGCAAAGAGUUCCGGCUCACAGGAGUGUGUAGAUCUGCUAAUGAACAGUGGUUGUCCGGAGCAUCCCACGUUACCACGGAGACGUGGCAGUUCUCAUCAGAGUGGUGGAAGUGGAGGAAAAACGGACGUUUUUGAGAAGUUACCCGCCAGUGUUAUAUAGAAACAGUACAGUAGUGGCAAAAAGGCUUUUAUUUGCAUGCAAAGUUAAUUAUUAAAAGGGUUCAAGAUUUAAUGGGAAUGAGAAUUCCUGGAUGUGGAAUUUCGCGCUUGAAUUCUUGCCUUGAAACAUCGGAAAUACACCGACAGGAGUUAAUACGGAGGAAAAUUGACAUUGACUUUUUAAUUUUAGUCUGAAAUGCUCAUUCUUUUAGUUUCAAGCAUGCAGAAUCUAGUGUUGUGAAACAGUAUAAUUACAUGCAGCAAAGGAAAUACUCCACGUUCAAGGGCUAUUUGUAUUGCAGACGGAUGAAUCCUCCAGCGUUUAUUUUAUUCUUUGUGGAUUUAAGUUUAUACCAGUCCAUUAUAUGUUGAUGAACUAUGUGGCUAUAAGCUUUACAAAUUCUGCAUACAUUGAUAAUCUGUGUGGAUUCUAGCUGUAGGAAUCCUCCAGAAUUUUGCCAACUGUGGAUCAAAGACAUAUAAUCAUGCACAUGUCGAUAACAUAUGUGGAUUUAUGGUAUAUGAAUCAUGCAUGUGUUAAAGAACUGUGUGGAUAUGAGAAAAAGAAGUCCUGCAUACUCUGUAUGGAUUUAUGCUAUAUGAAUCCUACAAACACUGUGUGGAUUUAUGCUAAUGAAUCCUGCAUAAGUUGAUACUCUGUGUGGAUUUAUGCAAAAUAAAUCCUGCAUAUGUUGAUACCUUGUGUGGAUUUAUGCUAUAUGAAUCCUGCAUAAGUUAAAAUGCUGUGUGGAUUUAUGCUAAAUGAAUCUUACAUAAGUUGAUGCUCUGUGUGGAUUCAUCAUAAAUGAAUCCGGCAUAAGUUGAUACUGUGUGUGGAUUUAUUUGUGUGAAUGUGUCUCAAUAACAUUUUAAGAGUGUACACUCGUUUAUCCGUGGUAACACUCUUUAUCCAUGUUAAGUAUUUAGUGAUUUUAGUAAUUGUUAUAUAUGAAAUGUAUUUAUUUGAAUUUAAUGGAAUUAAAGUGCAAUAAAGGGCUAUAUUUAGCAUUUAAAUGUAAAUAGAUAUACGCAAAGGCAGUAGCAAGCCCUUUAGUGCAGAAUCUGAACGCUAAAUGAUAACUGAUUUAUUUGGUAAUUGGUUCUAACUAAUAGUGAUAAAAAUGAAUUAUUGAUAGAUAUAUAAAUGUGAAAAAAAUUUAGGCCAGUUUUUGAUGUCUUGAGAAAAAAAAAUUGUAACUUAUUAAAGAUUUUAACUAUAAAUCGCUAUUGCGAAGAAAAAUAUAACCAAUAAAUCUCUCUGACAGAAAUAUAGAAACUUUUUUUUUCCAAUUAAAAAAUAACAACAACAACAUGUGUUCAGAUUUCUAGAGAUACAAAAAGUGCUUUGCAAGAUAGUGGUUUUUAACUGUAGCUAUAUAUCUAUAUAUAUAUAUUUAUCUUUACCUUUAAUAAGCUGAUGUGAUGUAGAUGGUUGCUAUGGUAACUACAAUCACGUACAUGUCAGCAUAUAAGUGCUGAUUUUUGCUCUCCAUGUUUCACCUUUCCCCUGUUGCAACAUAGAGAUUGUCCUACAUCUGUGUUAAACCUUAACUUGCUGGAACCAAAUAUUGGUCAGCCUUUGCCACCAGUAUAGAGCCAGGCCGGCCUGCACUUCCAUGCAGUCUGACCAGGUUCAAUACUGUUGGUAACUCAAAUUUUUAAAUUUAAAUCCCUAUAAUUUUAAAUGGACUGUUCCAAAUUCAAAGCAGGGCAAUUCCAUUAUACAAAUUCCAGCAAGUUAAGAGUUAAGACAUAUAGCCUGCAUUAUAUUUGAAUGUUUAUCUACCUGACUGGAAAUAUUAGAUCUGCAUUUUAAAGUUCUGAUUCUGUGGUUGUUUUUAAUUUUUAUUUUUUAUAAUAAAAAAAGCUGAUAUGUUUAACAUCAGAUUUUUGUUGCCAUUUUUUUUUCUUCAUUUUUUUUUUCAUGGGGACCAUGUGUAUGAAUGACCAUUUAAUCUUUUCAUUUUACAGCAGUGUUUUUAAGUUUUUUGCUUCUUUUCCCAGAAACCAUCUUUACAUUAAAGGUAUUGUUCAUAGCCAUGUACAAGAGGACGUAUUUUAUAAUAAUUUGUAUAAAUCACUAGAAAAUUACCCACAUUGUGUAUAACGAUCACUUUAUUUAUGAUUAUAAUAACAACUACAUCGUAUUUAUUAUUACUAAAGGUCAGAUAGCAUUAAAAUUCCAUGAAAUUUAAGACUUCAUUACAUGAAAUUUAAGACUUCAUUACAUGAAAUUUAAGAGAUCAUUACAUGAAAUUUAAGAGAUCAUUACAUGAAAAUACAGUAUUAGUUCCUAAAUUUGGUCAGUGAUUUAUUGUAAUAUGCAUUUGAAUAGCUUAUAUAUCCAAUUUUUAAGUUGUGAAAAACUGAAAAAAGUUUUUUGGAAAAAAGAUUGUGUGACCCUUAACCUGUAGGAAUUAGAGUAAGCCUUUACCAUUAGUAUAGAGUCAGGACAGCCUGUAUAUCUGUGCUGUCUGAACAGGCUCUAUACUGUUGGUAGCUCAAAUUUUUGUUUUUCAAUUUAUUUUGAGAUCCUAUAAUUGUUUGCUAAUGGAUUGUUCUGGAAUUGAAAGAAGGGCAAAUCCAUUAUAUAAAUUUAGCAGGUUAAAGCAGCAUGCCUCCAGAUUUAUGCUAAUUUUCAUGAAAAUCUUGAAAUUGUAUUUAAAAGUAAAAUAUUAUGAAAUUUACACGCUGCAAGUGACACUUUCAGUCCAAGAAAUUACCAAAAUGAGGUCAAAAUAUGCAAAAUUAGCCCUUACUGCAUUAGUAUUGCAGUAGAAAUAUGGUGAUUAAUACUCUAAAAUAGGUUAUUAAUAGCACAUAACGUGUAAAUUAUUAGUUGAAUCGUUUUACUUUUUCUUAAAAUCUAAGUAUAUUUUUCUCAAGUUGAAUUUUCUUUUAAUAUUUUGGCACGUCUGGAGGCAUGCAGCUAUAAGGGAUAAAGAUAUCCCCGAUAAGUUAGUGAUAUAACUUAGUAGAAUAUUUUAGCUUAUAAUCGGACAAACCAUCAGUGUUGAAUUAUUUUAUUACUUUAAUAUACUAAACAUUUUUACUGACUUGUUAUUUCCUGUAUACAGUAUCUACUUCACUAUGACUUUAAUCAUGUAGAAUUUAUAUCCAACUCAGUAAAAUCUUGCUGAAAUUUUAUUAGGUUGUUUACUUGUUUGCCAAUAAAGGUCCAAUACUUCAAAUGUCAUCAUGAUUUUGGCUAUGUUAGUUAUCAGUAUUCCUGUUUCAUCUUUUUAAAGCAGCACACCUUCAGAGUUAAGUUAACCCUUACCUUACUAAACGUGAAGCAGAUUCUCUUCACUGAUGUUUUAUAUAAACAUAAUUAUUCUUGUGAAAGUUCUUAAGAAAAAUCUGCAAUAUCUUUGUCAGGAAUUUUUACUUGUAUUUUAGGUUGUUUUUCGAAAAAGUUUACUAGGUUGUUUCUUUUGAACUGAUUGUUGACUAUUGAAUUUUUUUCUUUGUUUCUCCAGUAAACCAUGCUUGUAAAGCUUGGUUAAGGUGUUAGAGGGGUGCUUAAGUUCGGAAGAUUUUAAAAAUUCUUAAUAAUUGUUGCAUUGAGUUUUUAGAUUUUGGGUAGCCACAACAAUCUAAAGCUUACCUUACCUGUUCAAAAGAUAAUCUUAAACAGAUAUAAGUAUUACCUUAACAGGUCAAAGGGUCGUCUCAACAUAUCGAAAAUAUCUCUAUGUUGAAAAUAUCUAUAUGAAGGUCUUUAAGCAAUAUUGUCCGACAUGUGUAUCUCUCAGAUUUUAACCCUUAAGUAUGAUAUAUGGGACGAUAACUUACAUUAUGCUACCAGUUUAGAGCCAGAGAUUCUCGAUCACGUUGACUCAUGGGCAUUUUACUGAGAACUUUAAAUAAUAUAAACUAGAAUAUUAACUUUUAAGAAAAUUCUUGUUGAUUUUUUAAUUUUACUUAAAAUGUGUUGUAAUUUAACAUUAAAAUUAUGGUCUAUGAUAACGAAGGAGUUGAUAUGUAUGUAUGCACAUGUGUUUAAAAUCUCAGCAUUUCUAGUGCCCCCCUAUCUAUUUGUUUGUGUAUCAAGGUUCUUCAUUUGUCAGCUGAGAGCAUCUAUUUAUACCUGAUGUAGAGUUACAUGUGUUUAGAUGUUAUAUAUGUAUUAUGUAAAAUAUUGUUACUUGUAUAUGAAAAUGCAAAUCGACAAAUUAAAAACAAAAAUCACUAA